CCUACCAAAUAGUCUAAAAUUUUAGAGCUUUUUCGAAGAAUUCUCGGGGUUUUCUGAAAAAUAUGCCAUGUGACGUAUCAAAAUCGGUCCAAACUUCGCGAAAAAAUCAAAAAACCAAUUUUUGGAGGAUUUUAAACCGUGACCUUUCCAAAAAUCGCGGUCUCAUCCAAAGCAAAGGCGAAUAUCUCGAGAGGUGAAAUGAACCAAGUACCCCAGAUAUUACAAUAGCAGCUGUGUACAUCACUCAUUCAAACUCAUCAAGACUGACAGUGGCAACAUGGCAAAAGUGCACUGCAUAAAUGAUCCAGCGGUACCUUGCCUCCCUUCUGCCUUCUUCCUACUCUCAUCUUCACCAUUCUAUUCUUCUUUUUACUUUACAAAGAGCCUGACAAUAUUACCCUUAUUUGCAACCCCCACACAUCAAACCUUUUGCAUUCGCAUAGGUAUACAUAAAUGUAUAUUCCUCUUCUCAAUCUCUUCGUUUAUUCUCUCUCGCGAAAUGUACCUAUUUACUCGUGAAUGUGUUCUGUGUUGACCUCAAGUUAAGUUGAUAGUACUUUGAAAUACUCCUGUUGAAUGUGCAUAUAUUUUUUUCUUUUAAAACGUUGUAUUUUUUCGGUUCUCACAUUUUUUCAAGAAGUCAGAUCGUAAUGAAAAAUGGCUCACGAUGAACUGCUACAAUCGUACCGACGUGAAAUAUUCCACUGUAACUUAGGUCUUUCAAUCGCACUUGGUCCAAUCAUUGUGAUAAACAUAUUCGCCUUAUUACAUAAACAUGAAAAGAUCACUAAAGUACGAGUAGAUGAUGUACAGCAUGUGUUUUGGCGGUACUCUGUAAAUAUGGAUAUUUCUAAAAUGGUAAAGUUGCAAGAUACUUAUGAUUCAUAUCCAGAUCGUUUCAAUGAAAUAUUCCUUGAGAAUCCAGACUUGGAAAAGUUACUCAAGGCACGUUUCGCAGUGGAUAGAUCGCUUCUAAUGCUACAAACAGCUUUAUCGAUAUUCGCUGCUAAAUUCGUGAUGUUUAAUCAAUGGUCCGUCGAGCGAUUAAGUUCCGCAAAGAUAGCAGUUUUUGGACUGCUCGCUGUGUCACUUUUUUCCUAUAUUCUGCUCUUUUUUGUCAUACCAUUCACUACAAUGUUUAACUUUUUUAAUGAUUCGUUAUCCUCACUUUAUAUGACAAUUCCGUUUGUGUCAAAAGGCCUGGCUCUCUGGUGCAUAGGUUGUGGUGGAUAUUACGAGUACAAGUGCUGGUUGAUCGUUAAAUGUAAUGCUCCUGGAAGAGAGCAAGUAGCUUUGGCAGAAGUUAAUGUUCACAGAGGGCAUAGAGAGCUAGCAGCAUUGGCAGGACAAGCCGCUUUGGCUGCCUAGAUUCUGCUGACUGGUGAAUGAACAUCACUUAAAGGAAGACUAAGGCAGAUAAUAGUCAACAUUUUUAUGGAGCACAAAAAUUCAAUGUAAUUUUUUCAGUAGAACAACAGCAGAAAGACAAAAAAAUCCACUUUUUUGAUACUUUUUUGUGAAGCAUGAUUGUAUAGAAGUUGCAAUAUUGCUGGAACUCUUUAACAUUAUUAUGAUAUACAAAGGCAGAUUUAAUUUCCAAAGUGUUCAUUUUAUUUAUUAGCUUUAAUUUUUUUUUACGAAAUUUGCCUCGUGUCUGUAGUGUUUUUUUGGCCUUUAUUUAAUCGAAUUCGCUGCUCCUGUAUCGUUCUUACGUUUUUAUGUAUUAAACUAAGCUUUAUUUUUCAUUUUUGUGCGCAGUUUGUAUCUAUGUAUUUUUACACAUUUAGAAAUUUAAAUUUUUCAUCUAUCAAAGCAAUUUUUCGAGAUUAUCAUUACAAUCUAUGAGCUUUGAAUUAUCUUAAGCUGUAAAGCUCAUUAAAAGAGCAUGUCAGUAGACCUCAGAACUAAAAUUUUGAACUACUGGAGUAAAUUUUUGAAUUUUUGUCAAA
This is a messenger RNA of Planococcus citri (citrus mealybug), 1949 nucleotides long. RefSeq lists its product as uncharacterized. The coding region runs from base 658 to 1368 and encodes 236 amino acids. The transcript has 5 exons. NCBI's taxonomy places the organism in Eukaryota, Metazoa, Arthropoda, Insecta, Hemiptera, Pseudococcidae. The record is from RefSeq and is a predicted model, not a curated record.